Saitoella complicata NRRL Y-17804 is the source of this 741-nucleotide messenger RNA. RefSeq lists its product as uncharacterized. NCBI's taxonomy places the organism in Eukaryota, Fungi, Ascomycota, Saitoellomycetes, Saitoellales, Saitoellaceae. The coding region runs from base 75 to 608 and encodes 177 amino acids. The transcript has 5 exons. The record is from RefSeq and is a predicted model, not a curated record.
CAUCAACACCAAAGCGCAUUCGUUACAGCGCAUAGCAUAUACCACUUCCUACUUGACUGAUACUAUUGCCCAUAAUGCUCAAGAUCUGGACUAUGAAGAAGGACGCUGCCGAGGCGGAGAAGAAGAGGCCAAAGGUCAGCGCUGCGCAGAUUCGUGUUCAAAAAGAUUUGACCGAACUCUCACUUCCUUCGACGAUGCAAACACAAUUCCCCAAUCCAGAGGACUUGCUAAACUUUUUUCUUACAAUCGAGCCCGAUGAGGGCAUGUAUCGAGGCGGACUCUUCAAGUUCUCCUUCGCAAUCUCAAACGACUAUCCCCACCAACCCCCAAAAGUCCGCUGUACCCAAAAGAUCUACCACCCCAAUAUCGACCUCGACGGAAACGUCUGCCUCAACAUCCUUCGCGAAGACUGGAAACCGGUCUUGAACCUCAAUGCCGUCAUGGUCGGCCUACAGUACCUCUUCCUCGAGCCAAAUGCGGAUGAUCCGCUGAAUAAGGAGGCGGCUGAGGAUUUGAGGAGGGAUCGGGAGGGGUUUAGGAGGAAUGUGAGGAGUAGCAUGGUGGGGAGCAGUGUUAGGGGGCAGGUUUUCGAUCGGGUUGCGAGGUGAGAGUGAGUUAUUGUCGGGAGGAUAUACGAAGACGUCCGUCUUGCGCUGGCGUAGGAUACGAUAGGAGGAGAGGAGUGAACGUCGGCUAUAUCAAAGAAGAGGAGAUCAGAUGCAUUUGGCCUACGCCUAUACU